Molecule: messenger RNA, 1820 nt
Organism: Nasonia vitripennis (jewel wasp)
Lineage: Eukaryota; Metazoa; Arthropoda; Insecta; Hymenoptera; Pteromalidae
Gene: Su(var)3-9
Product: eukaryotic translation initiation factor 2 subunit 3, Y-linked
Exons: 1
Coding region: 335-1756 (473 amino acids)
Biological process (GO): positive regulation of translational fidelity; formation of translation preinitiation complex
Cellular component (GO): cytosol; eukaryotic translation initiation factor 2 complex
Molecular function (GO): GTP binding; GTPase activity; translation initiation factor activity
Source: RefSeq, a predicted model, not a curated record
GAGCGUCGCUACAUGAUGCAACCCCGUGUUCCGGCAGCGAGAAAAGCCAUUCCUUAUACACGUUUGCUACAAGCGGUACAGGUUAACGAGGAAGCCUGUCGCCUUAGUAGCUGGUAAAUACAGUGCAAAGCGCGCCAGGAGACGUAUAGCAUCCUCUCGCCGUAAUCACUGCACCCACAGCCGCGUCCUCGCAGAUGCAAGUCUGAGGCUUUCCACAUCUGGCGGCCAGUUGUUAAAUGUAUACCAGUGUACCGAGUGACUCGUCCUCGUCGUAGACUGCACUGCAGCAUAUUUUCUCCCCCAAGUGUGCCGAUCGGCUAGAUAGUUCACAAAUAUGGGAGGCGAAGAGAACGUUGGUGUGACCACGGGUCAGCCCAAUCUUUAUAAGCAGGACCUCAGCCAGCUCGAUGUCACCAAACUCACGGCCCUCUCCCGAGAGGUUAUAAGCCGACAGGCUACCAUUAACAUUGGAACCAUUGGACAUGUGGCUCAUGGCAAAUCCACCAUAGUCAAGGCCAUCUCUGGUGUCCAGACUGUACGUUUCAAGAACGAGCUGGAGAGAAAUAUUACCAUUAAGCUGGGUUACGCCAACGCCAAGAUCUACAAGUGCGACAACGAGAAGUGUCCCAGGCCUGCGUGCUACAUCUCAGGAGGUUCCAGUAAGGAUGACUCCUUCCCCUGCCUCAGACCUAUCUGCUCCGGCAGAUUCCAAUUGGUUCGCCAUGUGUCCUUCGUCGACUGCCCUGGGCACGAUAUUCUUAUGGCUACCAUGUUGAACGGAGCAGCUGUCAUGGAUGCUGCGUUGUUGUUGAUCGCUGGCAAUGAGUCUUGUCCGCAGCCACAGACCUCUGAACAUUUGGCCGCUAUUGAGAUUAUGAAACUCAAGCACAUUGUUAUCUUGCAGAAUAAGAUAGACUUGGUUAAGGAAGGACAAGCCAAGGAACAGUACGACCAGAUUCUGAAAUUUGUGCAAGGUACAGUCGCUGAAGGAGCUCCAAUUAUUCCUAUCUCUGCCCAGCUCAAAUAUAACAUUGAGGUCUUGUGCGAGUAUAUUACCAAGAAAAUACCAGUUCCUAUAAGAGAUUUCACUUCGGAGCCCCGAUUGAUUGUUAUUAGAUCAUUUGACGUUAACAAGCCUGGAUGUGAAGUCGACGACUUGAAAGGUGGAGUUGCUGGUGGUAGUAUUCUCAAGGGUGUAUUGAAAGUUGGCAUGGAGAUUGAGGUGCGCCCAGGAUUGGUAUCCAAAGACAGUGAGGGCAAAUUGACCUGUCGUCCCAUAUUUUCAAGAAUUGUAUCUUUGUUCGCCGAACAGAAUGAACUCCAAUUCGCCGUUCCUGGUGGACUGAUUGGUGUGGGAACAAAGAUUGAGCCAACUUUGUGCAGAGCAGAUCGUUUGGUUGGUCAAAUUUUGGGAGCAGUCGGUGCUUUGCCAAAGAUAUUUAUUGAAUUAGAAAUUUCAUAUUAUCUAUUGAAACGACUGCUAGGAGUCAGAACCGAAGGAGACAAGAAAGGUGCCAAGGUGCCAAAACUUUCAAGAAACGAGGUUCUCUUAGUAAAUAUUGGAUCACUCAGUACUGGUGGAAGAGUACUGGCAACCAAGGCUGAUUUGGCUAAAAUUAGUUUAACCAAUCCAGUUUGUACAGAAAUUGACGAGAAGAUUGCGUUGUCCAGAAGAGUUGAGAAACAUUGGCGUCUCAUUGGAUGGGGUCAGAUUCGUGGAGGCGAAACAAUUGAUCCAGUGUCUGACCAAAAUUAAUUAUAUUGAAAGGAAAGAAAGAAAUUGUGUACAAUUUAUUACGAAUAAAUUACGAUGGAUAUUA